CUUCUGCUGAGAGAGUACCUGUAGACAUUCAGAAUCCAGAAUCCCCGCAGGCAUCCCCACAGUACCUUUUGGUGCCCUGUCUCCCCUUCCUCCUGGCCUGGUCCUGGGGUUGUCCUAGGGCAUUUAAACACUUCUUGUUUCAGGAGUCAGUGACCUUUGAAGAUGUGGCCAUCUACUUCUCUGAGAAUGAAUGGAUCGGCCUGGGCCCUGCUCAGAGAGCCCUGUACAGGGAUGUGAUGCUGGAGAAUUAUGGGUCUGUGGCUUCCCUGGCAGCAUUUCCAUUUCCCAAACCGGCUCUGAUUUCCCAGCUGGAGCAAGGCGAAGCACCCUGGUGCUCGGCUCCUCAGGGAGCUCUGGAUGGAGAGGGCCAGAGGGGCAUCUCCUCAGGAUAUCUAUUUCUAAAGCCUGCUGGGAUUUCCCAUCUUGAGCAGGUGGAAGAGCCAUUGAACCUGAAACUGCAAGGAGAGGGUCCAAGCCUACUUUGUCCUGAGGGCGUGUGGAAGAGGAAGAAAGAUUUUAUUCUGAAGGGGGAAAUUCUUGAGGAAGCACAGGACCUCAUGGUCCCAUCAAGUGGACCCAGGUGGUGUGGAUCCCGGGAAUUAUGGUUUGGGAAAACCUGUAAAGGGAAAAGCAGGUUAGGGAGAUGGCCUGGUUACCUCAAUGGGGGAAGUAUGGAAAGUUCAACAAAUGAUAUUAUAGAAGUGAUUGUCAAGGAUGAGAAGAUCUCAGUAGAAGAGAGUUCAGAGAAUACUGUCAAUAAACUCAUUGGUAUACAUCACACAAUUCUAAAUGAGCAAACAUUCUAUGUAUGUGAAGAAUGCAGCAAGUGUUUUGAUCAAAUUGAGGACUUUGAUCAACACCAGAGAACUCAUAAUGGAGAGAAGGUCUAUGAAUGUAAGGAAUGUGGGAAAGCUUUCAGUUUUUGAUCACAUUGCGUUGCAUAUCAGAGAAUUCACAGUGGGGUGAAACCCUAUGAAUGUCAAGAAUGUGCUAAGGCCUUUGUUUGGAAUCACCAGAGAAUACAUACUGGAGAGAAACCCUUUGAAUGUAAGGAAUGUGGGAAGGGCUUUAGUCAGAACACAAACCUUACACGACAUCAACAGAUCCAUACUGGGGAGAAACCAUACACAUGCAAGGAAUGUGGGAAAAGUUUUACUUGAAACCCAGCACUUCUUCGACAUCAGAGGAUGCACACUGGGGAGAAGCCUUAUGAAUGUAAGGACUGUGGGAAAGGCUUCAUGUGGAACUCAGAUCUUGCUCAGCACCAGAGGGUCCACACUGGUGACAAGCCUCAUGAAUGUACUGACUGUGGGAAAACCUUCUUUUGCAAGGCACACCUUAUUCAACAUCAAAGAAUCCAUACUGGGGAAAGACCCUACAAAUGUAAUGACUGUGGGAAGGCCUUCAGUCAGAAUUUUGACUUAAUUAAGCACCAGAGGCACCAUGCUAGCAACAAACUGUAUAAUUGUCAGAUCUCUCACCUUCUUGAACGUGAGCGAGUGCAUAAUGGUGAUACUUGUUUAUAAAUCUUAUGCUACAGGAACCCCAGAGACAAAAUGAGAUGACCGUUCACAAUUUGCUGUAACCCUUAACUUUAAUAGCCGGUAUUAUCUUGCCCUUUUGAACAUAUAUCAUGUACUCUAGCCAGAUUGGUCUCUCUGUUCUGUGAUGUUUGUACAAGGCAUCAUUUAGUUGGGCAGCUACUCUAUCAGGUGCUAACCACUAUACAUACAUUGAUUAAUUUGUAUAACAAUCCUAUUAAGGUAGGUGCUCUUCUCCCCAUUUUAUAAAUGAGAAAUCUGAAUUGAAAGAGGUUAUAAAACUCAUUCAGGGUUUCUCAGUAAGUUAUAGAUUUGAAAUUGGAGCCAGGCCUAUCUGACUGCAGAGUUCGUACUGGCCUUUACUUAGUUGUACAUAUUUAUGCCUCUGCCCGUUAUUAUUUGCUCAUUUUCCUGUGCUUUUAGUUUCCCUUCAUCACUUAGAUCCAGCUCCUUCAGCUAAGCAGAUCUGUCUUCCUCUUCUACUUGUAGUCAGUACCACCCAAGUUAGUAUUUAAUUAUGUGUCAUCUAUAUUUUUCUAAUAGUCUCAUGUCUCAGUCUUAAUCUCAGCUAAAUGACUCUUUGAGGACCAACACUGCAUUUCUUUGAUAUUUUUCAAAUUCUCAGACAUUUAUCUUUGACUAAAUAUAACAUGCACAUGAUAAAAAAAGAAUUGAAAUAGUUGAAAAGGGUGUUCAGUGAAAAGUAAAUUUCCUUGUCAUUCAUGUCUCAAUUCUCCACAGGGGCAAUCACUGCUAAUGGUUGUAUAUGGCUGUAGAUAUUUUUUGUAUACAAGUGUUUAUUAGUACUGCUUUUCAUAAGUCUGCCUCGAUGAAAACCUUAUUUGAUGGAGGCAACAUUGCAGUUACAUUGUCAACUCUAGGAUCUUUUCUUCAGAAGUUGCUGUGAGGUCACCAAAGUAAUUUAGGGCAACAGCAGAGGGUAGUCCAGGUCUUGAGAAAACUGAUUGCCCUUGUUUCAUGAGACACCAUUCUGGGAUUGGGAAUAUGUAAACUCAACUGGAGAUUUUUUUCAUAAAAAUUUAUAUAGUUUGGCUUGUGUCAAUCAGCUUAUCCCAUCCCUGGCCACAGAGCCACUGUGAUAUGAGGAGAUACUGGGCCUUCUGGAAAAGAAAGACUUUUCUUUGAGAGCUACCAGAGGAGAUAUUAUCUGUCCUCUGUGUGGCACAUAGGAAAAUGUGAGGCCUAGAACUACAGCAACUUUUUUUUUUCUACUAAGAGGGGAGAUUCUAGAGCUUCCAGGUGCUACCAUGUGGAGCCUGAGGAUAAAACCAAUACCAAAGAAGACAGUGGCAAAAUAGAGAGAAACUAGGUCCUUGGUGACAUCUUUUGAGCCACUAGACCAAGCCUUACCUGAAGCAGACAUACCUCAGAACUUUUCAGCUAUGUGAGCCAAUAAACGUCUUUUGUCAAA
This is a messenger RNA of Cebus imitator (Panamanian white-faced capuchin), 2973 nucleotides long. RefSeq names its product zinc finger protein 662 (gene ZNF662). Gene Ontology annotation, molecular function: RNA polymerase II cis-regulatory region sequence-specific DNA binding; DNA-binding transcription factor activity. The record is from RefSeq and is a predicted model, not a curated record. Lineage: Eukaryota; Metazoa; Chordata; Mammalia; Primates; Cebidae. Gene Ontology annotation, biological process: regulation of transcription by RNA polymerase II.